Molecule: messenger RNA, 585 nt
Organism: Soboliphyme baturini
Lineage: Eukaryota; Metazoa; Nematoda; Enoplea; Dioctophymatida; Soboliphymatidae
Source: the annotation of a GenBank genome assembly
AUGCUGAGGAUGAGUUUCCCCUGCCCGCGCAUCAGCGAUAUUUUUCAGAACACUGUCAUGAGGUCAGAUCCAGUGAUGAAAAUAAUGAGUGAAAACAAAGACUUUUUCGACAUGCUGCGAAAUCAGACCGGAUUAAAGCUAGAAACGUUGGAUUCAAUUUAUGAUGUGUUUGAUCCAUUGGAAAGCGAGCACGAUACAACAAUCAUUGCGCUGUUAUCCAACCUUGGGGUCUACGACGCCCAGCUGAUUCCUCAGUUCGCCGCCUGUGUCAUCAUCGAGGUACACGAAAACGACGGAGCUUAUUCUGUGAACCUUCUGUACAAAAUUGACGCUUCCUCGUCACUCGUUCCGUUGAUCAUUCCUGACUGUGCACCGAACUGCUCGAUGACGAAGUUCAUCGAGAUCACGCAGCGAUUCGGUUCACAAAGUUGGAAAGAAGCCUGUGGCAUCUCAGAGCCGAUGGCUUCACAGGAUCUCGUCAAGACGCUGAAAAUUAUUGCUAGCGUCAUGGGCGGAUUGGCUGUUUUAUUCUUGCUGCUGUUCAUGCUUUCACAACGUCGUCUUUACGAGAAGUUGAAAGCCUGA